AUGGCUUUCCGCAACGGGUCCUUUGCGACCUUUCUCAUCGUGUGCCCAACCAGCUUCUUCCUCGGCAUCAUCUUUUCCCUCUUCCCCUACGACUACCCGAUCCUCUGGUCCACGACCCCGACGCCCGCCACGCACUUCGACUACUUUGAAUCCCACCUCCGCUUCCUGCACGCCUCCCCGCCCCUCAUCCCCCGCAUCCUCCACAUCGUCAUCUUUCUGGGGUUGGCCGGCCUCGUGACCAAGCUCUACCGCCCCUCGGAGAGCAACAUGCUCUUCGACGGCGCGAGCCUGGUCCUGUACAUGUGCGGCGUAACGGUGUACAUUGCGAAUAUCGUGAAGGGACUGCGGCUGGUCAGCGCGGGUACCUACGGCGAUGAUUUGCUCGCUGCGACCGCCGCCGCCGCCACCGCCGGUGCUGGUGCUGGCAGUGACGCGCCGGCCGAGGAAGGGCAGAUCCUCGGUCGCGAGGAUUCGCUGAAGGUUCUCGCGGCGAGCAACACGAUCCUGGCGCUGGUCUUGGUGGGGGUGCUCGUCUUGCAGGCGGGCCAGUGGUAUGCCGAGCGGAAGGAGGCGCAGGAGUUGGCGAGUUUCAAGGCU
Messenger RNA from Aspergillus brunneoviolaceus CBS 621.78, 597 nucleotides. RefSeq names its product putative secretory component protein shr3. The record is from RefSeq and is a predicted model, not a curated record. Gene Ontology annotation, biological process: endoplasmic reticulum to Golgi vesicle-mediated transport. Lineage: Eukaryota; Fungi; Ascomycota; Eurotiomycetes; Eurotiales; Aspergillaceae. Gene Ontology annotation, cellular component: endoplasmic reticulum membrane. The transcript is spliced from 2 exons. The annotation marks the transcript as partial.